CUUCUCUCAUUCGAUUCCAUCAAUCAUCAUUUUUUCUCUUGUCAUCAUAAGCUUCGCGUCGGGUUCAAAAAUUAGUUCGACGUCUUCUUCGACUAAAAAACCAGUUCCAAGUGACGAACAGCGUUACCAAGCCCUUCUCAAAAGGUUCCCGUUGAUCAUGGACAAGAGAAAAGAACCGUGUCUUGCGGGUGCCUGGUGGAAAUCAACCGGUUCUUUUUGCAUCGACGAAAAAAACAUCAGAACGCACAACUUUGUGCCACGAUUGUGCUUGAAUUUGGAGAAAAUUUUGGUGAACCAAUCAGUGGUUGAUUUUGGGACUGGUUAUGGUUAUUUGGGGAGAUGUUUGUUGAGAUUGAAGCAGCGAAUGUUGCCGAAAUCCGGUGGUGGUCACGCUGUUGAGGAUUUCGACUUUUACAGCAAAAUGAAUGCAUCCAAUGCAUGGGAAAGCCCACCAUUAAUCAGAUCCUUUGAGGGAUUUGAUGGAGCCUUGAACAUAGAAAACAUUACCCAGGGAUUUGUCAAACACCUGGAUCUCACACUGGCAGCAAACCUGAAUCACUCCUUUGACUGGGUGAUAUCUUUUGAAGUGGCAGAACAUAUUCCCAGACGAUAUGAAUCAGUGUUCUUGUACAAUUUGGUGAAACAUAGUGACUAUGGCAUUGUUCUGUCCUGGGCCAGUCCUGAAUAUGGCAUGGUGGAAGCCCAUCCUAAUCCAAGAUACAACUCUGAAGUGCAUGCUUUAAUGGCAAGGAUUGGGUUUGACAGAGCUGUGGACCUUGAGAAAAUUGUCAGCAAAAUGAAUGCAUCCAAUGCAUGGGAAAGCCCACCAUUAAUCAAAUCCUUUGAGGGAUUUGAUGGAGCCUUAAACAUAGAAAAUAUUACCCAAGGAUUUGUCAAACACCUGGAUCUCACACUGGCAGCAAACCUGAAUCGGUCCUUUGACUGGGUGAUAUCUUUUGAAGUGGCAGAACAUAUUCCCAGACGAUAUGAAUCAGUGUUCUUGUACAAUUUGGUGAAACAUAGUGACUAUGGCAUUGUUCUGUCCUGGGCCAGUCCUGAAUAUGGCAUGGUGGAAGCCCAUCCAAAUCCAAGAUACAACUCUGAAGUGCAUGCUUUAAUGGCAAGGAUUGGGUUUGACAGAGCUAUGGACCUUGAGAAAAUUGUCAGGUUUGAGCUGGAGAAUGAUGGCCAUGUUGGAGAAGUUUACAAAGUGCAUACUAUGGUAUUUGUCAGAAGAUAUUCUAAGAAAGGAAAUGGGACUCAUUAA
Molecule: messenger RNA, 1267 nt
Organism: Notodromas monacha
Lineage: Eukaryota; Metazoa; Arthropoda; Ostracoda; Podocopida; Cyprididae
Source: the annotation of a GenBank genome assembly